AUGGCUCGGAUUCACACCGAAGACCUAUUCGAGGUCAAGGUUGAGAUUAUAAAACUCAUGGCGGUCCUUGACCCAACGGGAGAUUGGAUGGGACGAGGAGCUAGAGCUCUCGAUAAUCCUCGUACCGCCACGGGGGAGGAGUCCGUGGGGAAACUCUAUGCCCUAUUGGAGGACCUGCAGACGAAUGGAGUGCAAUCACCUUCCUAUAAGAAAUUGAAAGGGAAGGUGUUCCAACGCAUUGAUCCAGAUAUGUCCGCAUAG
Dovyalis caffra is the source of this 261-nucleotide messenger RNA. Lineage: Eukaryota; Viridiplantae; Streptophyta; Magnoliopsida; Malpighiales; Salicaceae. The record is from the annotation of a GenBank genome assembly.